Messenger RNA from Morus notabilis, 1493 nucleotides. RefSeq names its product spermidine synthase 1. The transcript has 9 exons. Gene Ontology annotation, cellular component: cytosol. Gene Ontology annotation, biological process: spermidine biosynthetic process. Lineage: Eukaryota; Viridiplantae; Streptophyta; Magnoliopsida; Rosales; Moraceae. The record is from RefSeq and is a predicted model, not a curated record. Bases 175 to 1131 code for a protein of 318 amino acids. Gene Ontology annotation, molecular function: spermidine synthase activity.
CUCUCUAGUGUCUUUUUGUAUAAAAGGCAACCCAAAGCAAAACAAAGCAAAGCAAAGCAAAAGCCUUGGAUUGUGUGUGUGGCGUUUCUCUUCGCGAAGGAGAAGCGAAAGAGCAAAGAGAAGACGAUUCUCUUUCUCUCACUUAGGUUUUGACAGAGAAACGAAAGGAAAUCCAUGGCCGAAGAGUUCGUUGCUGGCUCUACAAACGGCGUUCCCAUGGAUGCCGCCGCCGCCAAAUCCCCCAACUCUAUCUCCACCGUCAUCCCCGGCUGGUUCUCCGAGAUUAGCCCAAUGUGGCCUGGGGAGGCACACUCCUUGAAGGUGGAGAAGAUUUUAUUUCAGGGAAAGUCUGAUUAUCAGGAUGUGAUGGUUUUCCAGUCAUCAACGUAUGGAAAGGUCCUUGUUUUGGAUGGGGUGAUUCAGCUCACUGAGAGGGACGAAUGCGCUUACCAAGAAAUGAUCACCCACCUUCCCCUGUGCUCAAUUCUAAACCCAAAGAAGGUUUUGGUUAUUGGUGGAGGAGAUGGUGGAGUCCUGCGGGAAGUUGCUCGGCAUACCUCCAUUGAGCAGAUUGAUAUAUGUGAAAUUGACAAGAUGGUUGUUGAUGUGUCUAAAGAGUUUUUCCCCAAUGUAGCAAUUGGAUAUGAGGAUCACCGGGUGAACCUUCAUAUUGGUGAUGGAGUUGCCUUUUUGAAGGCUGUCCCCGAAGGGACUUAUGAUGCAGUUAUAGUGGAUUCUUCUGAUCCAAUUGGUCCCGCUGAAGAGCUCUUUAAGAAGCCGUUCUUUGAGACAGUAGCUAGGGCUCUUCGUCCAGGAGGAGUUGUCUGUACUCAGGCUGAGAGUAUAUGGCUUCACAUGCACAUAAUUGAGGACAUUGUGGCUAAUUGCCGGCAUAUAUUUAAAGGCUCAGUCAACUAUGCGUGGACUACAGUCCCUACAUACCCAAGUGGGGUGAUUGGUUUUAUGCUUUGUUCAACUGAGGGACCACAUGUCGAUUUCAAGCACCCUGUGAAUCCUAUUGAUGCUAAUGACAAGUCCAAGAGACCUUUGAAGUUUUACAACUCCGAGAUUCACACAGCUGCUUUCUGCUUGCCAUCUUUUGCGAAGAGGGUGAUUGAUUCAAAAGCAUGAAGCGAAGCGUUAAGAGCUACAAAAUAAGAUUGCCGUUUUUCUUCCAUUCUCAUGAAAGAGCUCAUUUAGCAAAAGAAGCAAUGAAGGAAUAAGCUGAGGUUCAAAAUUGACGUCUCUAUUUCUUGGCUGUUAAGCGUGAUUUUUGGUGGAUUACAAUGUCUAUCUCUUUUUCUUUCAAAUAGUAUUACGAAUUGCAAGUUAAGAAACCCUGCAGGAUUUUGUCGAUGCAAUCAGCUUUUUUGUUUUUCCCAUUUCGUUUGGAUGAACUCAAUCUAGCUGUUCUAUUAAUAAUAAUAGCAAUUUGGUUAGUGCUUAUGCCAAGUUGUGAAUGGCAACCAAGUAAUUAGAGGAGUAUUCAUGAA